GAAUCCUCACUGAAUCGCAUCUUUUGAAUUAUAGCAGACACUCGGUUGCUUGACCAAAUUUAAAAAUACAAUACAAUUCCCGAACCCGGAGUUCUUAUCGGACUCCCUACAGCGAUUCAAAACAUCCAACCAGCAUACAACUUGUGGACUUUUUUUCAAGAUUAAAGCGCUGAAACCUGAACUCCAGUAUCGUGCUAUGGCUGAAGACAGAGAGCUGAGUCCAGUGGGGGGAGGCGCUUGCUCAUCCGGCCGUCUGUGCCGACAGACCUAUAGAAGUUCAGCCUAUUUUCACAGCCUCCUUGGUGGCCUGCUGGAUGUCAGACAGAGUGGCAUCCUGUUUGAUGUGGUGCUGCUGGUGGAGGGUCGACCCAUCCAAGCCCACCGUAUACUCCUGGCAGCCUCUUGUGAUUAUUUUAGGGGGAUGUUUGCUGGAGGCCUUCAGGAAACACAGCAAAAGGAGAUCCCAAUCCCUGGUGUGUCCUACAUGGCCAUGGAAAAAAUACUUGACUACAUCUACACCUCAGAGAUUGAGUUAGACCUGGAGUGUGUUAAGGAAGUCCUCAGAGCUGCCACACUUGUACAGCUGGAGAGUGUCAUUGGCUUCUGCUGUGAAUUCCUCUUCGUCUGGCUGGAUGAGGGCAACAUUUUAGAGGUGCAUGCUCUGGCUGAUCUCUAUGGACUGCAGCAGCUCCACGCCAGGGUCCACUCCUACAUCCUCAGGAACAUUCAGACCUUGUCCCUAACCGACGUGUACCGACAGCUGCCACAAGACGAAGUCUUCAGAGCGCUGAGCAGUGACGAGCUUCAGGUGAACAGUGAGAACGAGGUGUACGAGGCGGCACUUCACUACCACUUCAGUCCUGAACAGGUGGAAACUGACCAGGUAUACUUGCAGUUGCCUGGCUUAAAGGACAAUCCAAGGAUGGUCAAUGCCGUGCGUUUCUCCCUGAUUGAUAAAAAAGUAUUGCAGAGACUGCACGGCAGACUGAACCAGUGUCCACUGAAGGAUUCCGUUUCAGUUGCCUUGAGUUACCAUGAGCAGGAGAUCUGGCAACCCGUCUUGCAGAGUCCUCUAACCAAGCCAAGGUCCACCUUCCAUUGUAUAUUGGGCUUUGGGGGGAGGUUUACCUCUAUCUCCCACCCAGACAAGCACAAGAACUGGUUUCAGGUGUUCCACCCAAGCUGGGGGGAGUGGAGGACUGUCCCUGGAGCAGUCUCGCCCCAAAUGUGCAACCAGGGCAUCGCUGUGCUCAACAACUUUGUGUAUCUUGUUGGAGGAGACAAUAACACCAGUGGAUUUCGAGCAGAGACCCGCUGCUGGAGAUAUGAUCCGCAUCACAACAGCUGGUGCUCCAUUCAGCCUCUGCAGCAGCAGCAUGCUGACCACUGCGUGUGUGUGGUAGGCGACCAUAUUUAUGCUAUUGGAGGUCGGGACUAUAAGCAUGCACUGGACUCAGUGGAACGCUAUGACCCGCACACCAACAAGUGGGAAUUUGUAUCCCCUCUAAAAAGAGAGGUGUACGGCCACGCUGGAGCAGUGACGGGUGGCAAAAUAUAUAUCACCUGUGGCCGCCGAGGAUCGGCGUACCUCAGAGAGACCUACUGCUUUGACCCGGCGGCAAAUGACUGGGCAGCAUGUGCAGAGGGGCCAGUGGAGCGGGCGUGGCAUCGCAUGGCGGCUGUUAACGGACGCGUCUAUGUUAUUGGGGGAAGCAAUGAUGAGUGUGGACAUCUGCGUGAUGUCCUGAAAGUUGCAUGCUUUGUACCGUCAGCCAAUUCUUGGUCUUUGAUGACCCCUCUUCCCGGUGGACAUGAAGGACCUGGUGUAGCUGUGCUGGACAGUUGCAUCUACAUCCUGGGCGGACGCUCUAUUGACAGGGGCAACAGGGGGAAAUCCGUUCACGCGUACAACACCGAGGCAGACGAGUGGGAGAAUGAGGCAGAGUUCAAGGAGUGUGUCCUUGGAAUGGCAGCCUGCGUGGUGCUCAUGUCUCCUGCUGUGAUCGCCCAGGCCCGGGGCUGGGAGCAGCGCACCAAGGCCUCAUGGGUAGACUAGGAGGACUCUAGUGAGGACUAGUGAAGCAGCUGUGAUGAACCGAGUCUGUGGGCACUCGAGACUUUUGAUGCACUUUUUCUUUUUAAAUCAGCAUGUUAAAUCUGAAGUUCUUUCAGGAAAUUGUUGUAGCAAUGUUUAUGGCAGCACCAUGUUCUUUUUUGCAUGUUGACCACUUUGAGUGCCUCUGAAACAAAAUGUCAUUUGGGAUCUCUGCACACUUUUAGUCACCUCUCAAAUUUUAUCACACUGCGACCGUGAAUCCCUGCCUGAUC
Molecule: messenger RNA, 2328 nt
Organism: Scophthalmus maximus (turbot)
Lineage: Eukaryota; Metazoa; Chordata; Actinopteri; Pleuronectiformes; Scophthalmidae
Product: kelch-like protein 22
Exons: 7
Coding region: 197-2056 (619 amino acids)
Biological process (GO): positive regulation of TORC1 signaling; proteasome-mediated ubiquitin-dependent protein catabolic process; protein monoubiquitination
Cellular component (GO): Cul3-RING ubiquitin ligase complex; cytosol; polar microtubule
Molecular function (GO): protein binding
Source: RefSeq, a predicted model, not a curated record